UUGGAUGCACAGGAGCUCAGCAAAGCGGAUGUUGUUGUCUUUGCGGGGUUCAAAGUUGGCAAGAUGGCGUCGAGUGGUGGGGAGCUUGGGGGCUCAUUCGACCAUCACUUGCAGAGGGCGGUAUGCGACACGCGAGCCAAAUAUCGGGAGGGCAGACGGCCUCGCGCUGUCAAGGUAUACACAAUCAAUUUGGAAUCUCGGUACUUAAUAAUACAAGGAGUUCCUGCAGUGGGAGCGAUGAAGGAAUUAGUUGAGCGAUUUGCUUUAUAUGGUGCAAUUGAACAGUAUAAUGCUCUAGAUGAAUACCCAGCAGAAGAAUUUACAGAAGUUUAUCUUAUUAAAUUUCUGAAUUUACAAAGUGCAAGGACAGCCAAGAGGAAAAUGGAUGAACAGAGUUUCUUUGGUGGAUUGCUUCAUGUGUGCUAUGCUCCAGAAUUUGAGACCAUUGAAGAAACUAGAAAAAAAUUACAAGAGAGAAAGGCUUAUAUAAUGAGAACUACUAAAAGUAAAGACCAUAACAUGACAAAGAAGAAACUGGUUACAGAGCAUAAAGACACAAAAGAUUUUAGACAGGACUUCCACUCAGAGAUGUCUGGAUUUUGUGCAGCUACGUUGAACACUUCUGGAAACUCAAAUCCUUAUCUUCCUUAUUCUUGUGAAUUGCCUUUAUGUUAUUGCUCCUCAAAAUGUACAUGUUCAUCAGGGGAGCAUGUGAACAAAGCAUCCGUUGCCUCUCAGGAUGGUAGAAACCAUGAUGAAACAGUGGAGCAUGAUAACCACAAUAACUCUUUGCAGAAAAUACAGAUGAAAACUUUUAAAAAGUCAUUAGCCUGCCCUGAUGCACAAAAGGUUGUUACUUCUUCAGAGGCAAUUGACAGAUUUAUGCCUAGGACAACCCAGUUGCAAGAGCGGAAAAGAAGAAGAGAAAAUGAUCGUAGACUUGGAACUUUUCUUGAAACAAGCACGAGUAGUAGUGAUGUUUUGAUUGGGCCUCUAUUACCAGAUAUAGCUAAAGUGGAUAUGGAUGAUGACUCGUUGAAUACAACAGCAAAUUUAAUUCGGAAUAAACUUAAAGAGGUAAUUUCUUCUGUGCCAGAGCCUUCAAAGGACAACCUAGAAGAUGUGCAUACAAGUCAUCCAUUAAAACAAAGAAGAAGAAUAUAGAUCGCCAGCAGUAAACUAUUUUUUAUUUUUAGUCUGUUGUUUUAAUUCUUGAAAUUUUACUGCUGUUAUUUAUGCACGCCUCUUUGUAAUUUCAUUCAUGCUAUUUGUCUAAUAUUAUUUUUUAAAAAUUAUAGUUUAUUCUUUAUUAUAGAUAUUAUUUUGAUCCAUAUCUUAAAAUUACAGAAACUGUCUUGUCAUAUAACAUUACCUCUCAUAUUUUUUCAUUACUGCUCUUAUUACAGUAACUAUAUGUAAACUAAUUGAAUCAAAUAUAAAAACUUUACAAUACAAAUAAGUUAGACAACCAGGCUCUGUUUCUGAUUUUCUUAAUACAAGAAUUCUGUGAUUCACAUUCAAAAAUUAGAAGUCAGGACGUUUUUGAAUGCCAGAACUUCAAAAUCAAGACAAUUCUGUAAAAUAAAAAAGUUAAUAAACUUAUUAAAACAGAGCUGAAAUUAGAAUCUUACAUGCUUUGGUUAACUCCUAAGAAGAAUUUACUUGGCUAUAGCAAUCAAAAGCAAAUCAGUACUUGUAAAUGCUAAAUUUAUUUUACUUCUUUUGACACAUCUACUUUUUUUCUGUAAGUGGACCACAUAAUUGGAAAUCCAACUCUCCGGGCUAUUUCCAUUUUUUUUAAUUGAUUAAAGUAAUUUGAGAAUGCCCAUA
Molecule: messenger RNA, 1830 nt
Organism: Choloepus didactylus (southern two-toed sloth)
Lineage: Eukaryota; Metazoa; Chordata; Mammalia; Pilosa; Megalonychidae
Gene: RBM48
Product: RNA binding motif protein 48
Exons: 5
Coding region: 64-1164 (366 amino acids)
Cellular component (GO): nucleoplasm
Molecular function (GO): nucleic acid binding
Source: RefSeq, a predicted model, not a curated record